CUGGAAGCCGCAACGGAGACUGUCGUGCAAACUAUCCAACAACAACAGGAACAACUUUUAAGGCUCCAGGUGAUCCUUGUUUCCGCAGUAUCAAAAAUCUCGCUACUUUUCAGUAGUAAGUCGCUUUCUAUUGCUUAUUUCAGCUUAUCGAAUACAAAGAAAAGGAGUAUUGAGGAUGCGGAUGGGCAUCCUCACCUGACCGGAAAUGUUUCAAGAACUCUUCUAAUCUUCGAUGAAGCGAUAGGAAAAAUGCAAGAGAGAAUACGAGACGCUGCAGAUGGCAACGGAGGAGAGUAUGGGGAUGACAACAUGAUUGAUUCGGUACUUUCGAAGAAUCCCAAAUUUUAGUCUUGAACUCCUUUGACCUGAAAAAUGGAUCCUCCUGGCGUCCGGCAGUGUUCGUGGAUUAGUAUAGUAGUCAAUUUCCAUGCUAGUACAUCUUUAGCUUUACACUCCUUCGAAGUAAAUUCCUUGCUUCUAUUUGAUACCCCGUGAAUGGGUCCACAGAUAGAUACCCCGUGAAUGGGUCCAGAGUUCUUGUAGCCUAUGAGCUAGAGCUACCCGAGUCGUCGUGACUCACUCUAUGCUAGGUACACUGCUGCCCCCACUAAUUUAUUUAUACAGUUAAUAUACUACAACUUCUUCUGCUACUCCUCGAGCUCCUGUUUCACUCUUCAAUUUCCUAACAUGAUCGACAACAGCAGUUGUAGCAUAGUAGGUAACUCUUCACAUCAUGAUCAACUACAACAUCAGGCUGCUCUUUUGGAGCAGGUUGCGGAAGCUGAGCAAGCUCUGAAGGACUUUGAUGAGAAGCACUUGCAGGAACACAAGGCUGAGCUUGAACAACUAGAGGCCGAGCUGAAUAAUGCUUCAACGCCGGAAGUUAAGAUGACGAGAUGGAUUUGGAUUCCCUCCUAUGCUAUCCUAUGAGUGUUAUCCUAUGCUAUCCUAUGAGUGUUAUCCUAUGCUAUCCUAUGCAGCUCUCCCGCAGUCCUAUCAAUCUUAUCCUACAACAUCUCAUGAGCUUGCGCUUCUCCUUCUGGUGUCACUCCUGUCUGAGAAGUCUGCGUCUCCUUCUAACAAGGCAAAGGCAGAAGUACAAGCGAAGAUCGAUGCAAAGAAGAAGGAAAUUCAAGAGGCUGAGGAACAAAUCACUGCCGCGAAGGAGAAGCUGGAAAAAAUAAAAGCUGAUAUCGAGGUGCUGGACACUACCGAGAAAGAAGGAGUGAAGCCACUGACGGACAUGCUGAAUGACGUCUCAAAUUAAGGUCUUACUUAGUCGUCCAUCUUUAUUCAGCUGAGUGAAGAAUAUUAAGCUCAUAUUACAGAACAGUUACAGUUUAUAACACGAAUGGCGGUUGGCACGGUUGGCACGAAUGACACGGUUGGAACAACCCAACAAAGCCAAAAAGUGCCAUGAGUGGCGCGGUUGGCGUUGGCGCAAGCGGACAGGGAUAGGGGUGCGAAGGGCUGCAAUUCUACGGAGAGCCCCCCUGCCAUUUUCAAAAUGGUGAGGUAGGUAGCCAGAAACAAGGCCGACCUGGCUGCUCUCUAACGAGUGCGGAUCCUAGUGCGGCCGACCGUCGGAGGGCUGGGCUCUUUCUUGGGACUACCGUGCGGGCCACGCAAAUUCUGGCGGACUUGCAUGACCCCCGCGGAAUUCCACGAGAGGAAUGCUGGCGCUGCGACGAGGCGGGUGCUUUAGCAUGCGGCCUCCGCCCUAGGGUGCUCAGCUGAUCCACCGCGCCGCCGCUGUGGGAGACCGGCGACGGAGGCGGGCCGUGGCUUGGAGGGCGGGUCGGAGGCGUGGCAGCUUUGAAUCGCGCGCGGCAGAGGAGGGCUGGAGCAAAAGUAACGCGCCCGAAGGGCGCCGGGUUUGCGGAGGCUACUGAAGCGCAACGCCGUGGAGGGUGUGGCAGAUUGGUCGCAGGGCGCCCGAGUGGGGUUCCGAAAGUAUGUGCGCAGCAUUCAGAGAGAGCGGCAACGCCGCGGGGGAGACAUCGCUUGAAAACGCAGGGCGCCUGAAGGGCGCCCUGCUCUCGAAGGUCUGAUAGGUCCACGAAUGGCACGAAUGGCGGAGCACAUUGAAGCCCCGGACUGGAUGCUUGCCAUUCGUUCCAACCGUUCCACUCGUGCCAUGCCAACCGGCCCCCAGGAACCUUAUAAACUCUUCUGUAAAAAAAGUAGUUUAGUUGUACCUCUUCUACAGAUACAAGACAGCUUUCUAUCUCUUAGGGAGAACAAGUUUCUUUAAUUCUAAGGCCAAUGGGAUUAGUUGCGCCUCUUCUACCUCUUAGGUUCUUCGUCAACUACGUGCUCAGCAGGUUAAUAUUUAGCUCAUGAUCGGCAAGCUGUCGACACAGAUACAGGAGGCGAGUUCUAAUCAAAGUUAGAAACUGGAAGCGAUGGCGCCUCUCUGGAAGCGCUGAGAACGGCUCUCGCAGAAGCUGACGCAGCAAGGGAAGCAGUAUCAACUAGGUGUCAAGGCGCAGUGCAAGCGAUGGAGAAUGAGGGGAACGCACACCUCGAAGGACUGAGAGAAUUACUAUUAAGGCUUGUUUCACUAAGGAAUCUUUGACUGCAUCCUUGAAAACUAUGACGAAUGCGGGAGUUGUAUCUCACUGCGAUACUCUUCAGGGGUACAGCUGAGACGAGAAGAUCAACUGUAUGGAUAGCUCUAAUGCUUGUCAGCAAAGGGAUAGCAGAAGGGCAGGUGAAAAGCAAAAUAGACGCUGUCCGACAGGGAGUGGAACAACAAGAAGCAGCAGCUGCUUCAAGUGCCAACACAGCGCACCAGGUGACUUUAUUAAGGCUAUCGCUAAAGCAUCCUCAUUAUCAUGUAUGAUCCUAUUUCUUUGUACUUGGCUCUUUUACUUACUUAUAUAAUUUCUACUUGAAAAAGACACCAAGCACGUAGGAUGCUCUCAAGGAUGCCAAUGCGGUUAAAAUAUAUCUAACUUUGCAAGGGCUUGGUCUGAAUCCAUGGACACUUGCACAAGAACAGAACGCGGAAGCGCGACCUGCGACUUCGCGAAGCAGGCCCAGGUCUGCACAACUUCCCAAGGCAGCACCUUCAUCUCAGGCCACAGGAGG
Molecule: messenger RNA, 3093 nt
Organism: Amoebophrya sp. A25
Lineage: Eukaryota; Dinophyceae; Syndiniales; Amoebophryaceae
Source: the annotation of a GenBank genome assembly